CUUGCUGUGAUAUUUGGAUAGGCUACUAGACUGAAGAAGUAGUUUGGAUCAGCUUAAGACUUUGGUUAUUUGGUUACAAAAGUAGAUCUGGGAAUCCUGCAUGUUACUGGAUCAGUAGAGGGGCAGUAGAAUAUUUUGUUGCCUAACUUCAUUCCUGCUCUUUUACAUCUUUGACUGUAUUAAAAAUCAGCAAACUUUAAGGAGUGACUGGAGUGAAUUAUGUCGGGUUGUGGCUGCAAUUGAGCAGAUGAUCUUUCAGUGACAUGGAACUGGAUAUUAUGUGGCCUAUCGAAAUGAGCCUUGUGGAUAUUACGAAGAUAUUUUCCAUGUUUCAGCCAACCGAAGAAGAAGGCAAUGGAGAAAUAAGUCAGUUAAACCAAGCAAUCUCUAACGAUGAUGACAAACUACUAGCUGAACUUUUAUGUCAGGAAAGGUACAGGAGAUUUAUCAAUAGUCGAAGUGGGUGGGGUGUUCCAGGCACCCCUCUACGUUUAGCGGCUAGUAUGGGUCACCUAAAAUGUCUGGAGGCCCUCCUAGCCCAUGGUGCUGAGGUGGACAGUUUAGACGUGAAAGCUCAAACACCUUUGUUCACUGCUGUUAGUGGUAAGCAUUUAGAUUGUGUUCAAGCCUUGCUUAGGGCAGGAGCUAAUCCUAAUGGUAGUAUUUAUAACAACAGUUCACCUCUUUUGAUUGCUGCAAGAGAAGGGGAUGUGGAGAUUUUAAAGGAACUGCUGGAUCAUGGAGCAGAAGUCAAUGUUCGUUGCAAAAUGCCAAAUUGGGCCUACAACCCCUGUGCUUGCAGUGGUCCUCUCUACCUUGCUUUGGUUUAUGGACACUUUGACUGCUUUCGUCUUCUUCUGUUAUAUGGAGCCAAUCCAGACUUUAACAGCACUGAGGAAAGACUACUGUCAAGAAUUAAAUCACCAAAGACAGCUCUGGAGAUGUGUUUUAAAUAUGGCUGUGGAACUGAGUAUGUCCAGUUGCUCAUAGACUUUGGAGCAAAUCUUUAUUUACCAGAUCUGUCGGCAAGUAAAAAUAUAAAGCAAAAUGAAGUGCUUAAACUUCUAGACAGAGCCAGAGCUCAGCCAAGGUGCUUGAUGUCACUUUCCAGGAUAACCAUCCGCAAAUACCUCAAACAAGCAAGUGGACUGCAUUCCAUUGACCAGCUGAACAUACCCCCAAUUCUAAAAGACUAUGUGAAACACCAUCUGAGUUGAUUGUUGUGUUUUUAGAAGGAUAUAUGGUUUGUGUUUGGUAGAGAUGAGAUCAAUUUAGCCAAAAACCUUUCUUUAAAAUGUAUGAUUUUAAAAUUGUGAUUUCACAUCUGUCACAGAUAGAGCAUUUUACUUCAAUGGUUCUGAAACUAACUGGAUUAUUACCAAUUGGAAUUGUCUUGUGUGUUGUAUAACAGGAAAUUUUCAAACUUCAACUCUCUGUUAUGGAUAAGGGAAAUUUAGGUUUAUUCUUACCAAUAGAAUUUCUUAAUUUAAUUUAAAGAUAGUACUCAAUGCUAUAUCAAUAAUUCCAUGUAUUAGUUCAACAAAAUUUUGUUAGACAUGACACAUUCUUCAACAAAGUAAACCCUAAGAUAUUCAGGCAAAUAUAUAUUAGAAAGGAUAAUGUGAUGUGAACUAAUCGUCAAUUUAUUUAAUAAAUAAUAAUUGUAGUAUAUUUAAUAAUUCAACAAUUUUGUCAAUUACUUAUUUGUGCUUUUUUACUUCUACAAUUGAAAACAUGUUUAAAUAGAAUUGUGACGCCUACCACAAUUGAGUUGCCUAAUGACAUUUUAAUUGACUCAAUUUUAAUUGUUCAGUGAAUGGGCCCUGCUUGUUUAGGUUUUCAGAUGAAGAAUUUGUGGGCGGCA
Chiloscyllium plagiosum (whitespotted bambooshark) is the source of this 1864-nucleotide messenger RNA. RefSeq names its product ankyrin repeat and SOCS box containing 12a (gene asb12a). The record is from RefSeq and is a predicted model, not a curated record. Gene Ontology annotation, cellular component: nucleus. Lineage: Eukaryota; Metazoa; Chordata; Chondrichthyes; Orectolobiformes; Hemiscylliidae. Gene Ontology annotation, molecular function: protein binding; transcription cis-regulatory region binding. Gene Ontology annotation, biological process: protein ubiquitination; positive regulation of protein catabolic process; intracellular signal transduction.